Molecule: messenger RNA, 1235 nt
Organism: Hevea brasiliensis (rubber tree)
Lineage: Eukaryota; Viridiplantae; Streptophyta; Magnoliopsida; Malpighiales; Euphorbiaceae
Product: prolyl 4-hydroxylase 1
Exons: 12
Coding region: 228-1082 (284 amino acids)
Biological process (GO): peptidyl-proline hydroxylation to 4-hydroxy-L-proline
Cellular component (GO): endoplasmic reticulum
Molecular function (GO): iron ion binding; procollagen-proline 4-dioxygenase activity; L-ascorbic acid binding
Source: RefSeq, a predicted model, not a curated record
AAAUUCUGACUGUAGAUUAUCAAAUCUUGAGGAGUUAAGAUGCCAUUAAUUAGGCCCUAAGCUUGAGUGCUUGACCCUCCAAUCCAAAUUCCAAAAUUUCUCGCUUUCAUUGGUAGUUGGUAGAAUGAUGAAAGACAUGCUCCUUAUUUUCUGGUAACUACUCUGUUGCAUUCUAUUCUUUCUCUAUCUCUCUCUUUCUCGGCGAUUUUGCUCUCCGGAGAAGGAUCAUGGCUCCUGCCAUGAAAAUCGUUUUCGGUCUCUUAACCUUUGUCACCGUUGGAAUGAUCAUAGGUGCUUUGUUUCAGUUAGCUUUUAUACAUAAAUUGGAAGAUUCAUAUGGCACCGAGUUUCCAUCAUUGCGGAAAAUUCAAAAUGAUGGCUAUCUUCUGUUGCCCAAAGGUAUUCCUCAUUGGGAUAAUGACAAAGAAGCGGAAAUUUUACGUCUUGGAUAUGUCAAACCUGAAAUAAUUAGCUGGUCGCCACGAAUCAUUGUACUGCAUAACUUUUUGAGCAUGGAGGAAUGUGACUAUCUUAGAGCCAUUGCCCUCCCUCGCCUUGAAAUUUCUACUGUGGUGGAUACAAAAACAGGGAAGGGAAUCAAGAGUAAUGUAAGGACAAGCUCUGGCAUGUUUCUGAGUUCUGAAGAGAGAAAGUAUCCAAUGGUACAGGCAAUUGAAAAAAGGAUAUCAGUCUAUUCUCAAGUGCCAGUAGAAAAUGGGGAGCUUCUCCAAGUUUUAAGGUAUGAAAAGAAUCAGUUUUACAAGCCCCAUCAUGACUACUUUUCGGACACUUUCAACUUGAAGCGUGGUGGUCAGCGUGUGGCAACAAUGCUGAUGUACUUAAGUGACAAUGUUGAGGGAGGAGAAACAUAUUUUCCUAUGGCUGGUUCAGGCGAAUGCAAUUGUGGUGGGAAGGUUGCGAAAGGGUUGUCUGUAAAGCCAAUUAAAGGAGAUGCAGUGCUUUUCUGGAGCAUGGGACUCGAUGGGCAGUCAGAUCCUAACAGCUUACAUGGAGGAUGUGAAGUUCUGUCAGGAGAAAAAUGGUCUGCUACAAAGUGGAUGAGGCAAAGAACUACCUCUUGACUUCUAUAGCUUCCCUCAUCUGAGGAAUAUGAAAAAAAGGUGCUUCCUUUACAGAGAUCACCUUAUGUACAUCAGAAUAACAAGGAUUAGAGAAUGUGAAUUGUUAAUUUUAAUCAAUUAGCUAAGAAUAUAAGUUUAGUUUUAGUUUCUAAA